This is a messenger RNA of Bradysia coprophila, 2006 nucleotides long. RefSeq lists its product as uncharacterized. The record is from RefSeq and is a predicted model, not a curated record. Lineage: Eukaryota; Metazoa; Arthropoda; Insecta; Diptera; Sciaridae.
CGUGUUUUAGUUAAAUUUGUGUUGAAUCACUCUGUGCACGCAUCGUACGCAAUCGGGUUGAAUAUUUAUUUACGUUCCGUUUACAUAUAUUGUUUAUCUUUUACGGCUGUUGCAACCAGUCGAUCUGUUAGGAACGGAUUUUGAUAUGUGCUCUCGGUUUAUGGUUUUACGAAGUUUUUAAUUGCUAUUUUAUAGUGACUCCGUCACCUACAUACAAAUUUUCAUUAAUAAUUGUUGAACAUCAUCGUCGAUCGAUGAAUGCUGCUGACUCAUCACCAUCAACACAAACCACCGAUUUUAGCAUGGACAACAACAAUGAUCUUAACAUUGAAAUCGGAAACAAUGACAUGAUUGAAACACACCAUAAUUCACAUAAUGGAGUGGUUGAUCUUCCACCAAAAGAAGUUGAUUAUUAUUUCAAAAAGCAGUGCAGCAAACGUUGCAUAUCUGUUUGGAAGAUAAUUUGGGCCUUUCUCAGUUUUCUAAUAUCGGUCACUGAUGUGACGGUUAUUUUAUACCUGUCCUACCUGCACUUCAAUCACAGUGAAGAUAAUAUGAUGGCUUGGCUGAUGCUUUUGCCGAUUGUGCUGAAUUUUAUUGGGAUUUUCACGUUCCUUUCCAACGAAGCUGAACGUAAAGAAAUGGAAUCGUUAGGAUGCGGAACAUGCAAACACUUGAUGUUCUUUCCCGUUAUUGGUCCAUCUUUCAGUCAGCUCAGACUCUUCUCUUAUGCUUUCGAGGAGAAAAAUGCGGAAAAAUAUGAGCGGCUUGAAUCGCUUCUGAUAAAGAUGAAGCAAUACGAAGCUUUUUUCCGUGCAGCUCCGGAAGCUUUCAUACAAAUUACCUUUCGUAUUGUUCAUUGGUCCAAUCACACGCACUGGAAUUACGAAGAUUACUGGACAUCCCUCUGUAUCGCACUGUGCAUGUUCGCCUUGGCUGAAUCAAAUAUUUACGCAUCAAUCAGACCGGACUAUUAUCGACUAUUUAAUUACUGCACAGAUCCCGAUACAUGGAAGACUGAGUCUAUAAAAUUCUCGUGGAAAGUUGCGCUGUUUUGGUUCAAUUAUCUGUCUAUUGCUUCCAGAUUGUUUGCCGAUGCAAUAUUCCGAGCAACCGCCUGCUUUUACUUCAGCGAUAGAAAUUACGGUGAAGUGAUCAUCGUCACAUUUAUCUUUCAAUUUGUGGGGCGAGCGAUAACCCGUGCUAUUUACCAGAACACAUUGGUUCAUUGUUCACGUCGCAAUCACGAUCGCUUCCAUCGUAAUGUUGAAAUACGAAGAAGAGCUAAAGUUGCUGCAAUUGAAACAGUUGAUGGCGCUGAAAGUGCCUUAAAACCUGACAAUGACAAUGAGAACGAGGAUGAUCAACCUGUUCGACGUAUUUACGUUCCGGUGCAAGAAGACUUGACUGGCGUUUACGGAGCUUUUACUUAUUCGUGGAGAUGUUUGUUUAUGUCAUUUGACUACCAAGACUGGGUCGAUCCGAUUGUGUACUUUGGAUUUUACGUUGAGAACGUUUUAAUCAUCGGGUUUUCCUACAUGGUCGUUCAUUUGAUCGAAUACGAUCUGUCCGAUAAGAUACCAUACUACAUUUAUACGGUUACUGCUGGAGUGGGAAUGUUUGUGGCUAUUGUAAUUAAAUAUGCCAUGGUUCGUGCGCUGGACAAGAGGCUCACCAAGAAAUUGUCCGGGCAAUCAAAGUAUUAAGGAAAGAACAAAAUUGGCGGUGGAACUUAACAAUAACAAAAAAGGAUCUCUUUUUUUCACUUCGGCGAUUUAUUGACUUAUGACUUCGCCACUUGCAAUUCUUGUUGCACACUGGAAACUACUGACACUAUUGGCACAUAUUGCAUCUAACGAUAACCGUGUUCCAAUUUACAACAAAAAUGUAAAACUAACGAAGUUGUGAUCUGCAUAUCGUAAAAAAUAGGAAUUUUAAAUUCAAUUUAUCUGAGAUACUAAUCAAGUCGUAGAUACCACAAAAUAUACAAAUAUACGGCUAAUAAU